This is a messenger RNA of Engraulis encrasicolus (European anchovy), 2283 nucleotides long. RefSeq names its product sterile alpha motif domain-containing protein 3-like. The coding region runs from base 383 to 1930 and encodes 515 amino acids. The transcript has 6 exons. The record is from RefSeq and is a predicted model, not a curated record. Lineage: Eukaryota; Metazoa; Chordata; Actinopteri; Clupeiformes; Engraulidae.
CUGAAAAAGCACAAUUGCCCUGUUACUGACACAAUUGUCACUUCAAUUGUGCAAGCAGUUUCAGAGUGUAACAUCUUACACAGAUCAGUGAAAAGUGAAGGUCUGCUGUCAACAGCCAAGAGGAGAAAGUCAUAUGUACAGCAGAGGUUUCCACAUAUCAAACCCAUUGAGUACCUUAUUGAUGGUACCCAAAGAAAAUGUGUUUAUGUGCCUCUUCUCUCGUCCUUACAGGAAUUGAUGAAAAAGCCGGAUAUUGCAGACAUUGCAUUUCAACCAAGAACCGCAAAUCCUGGGUUUCCACCAGACCUGCUGCAUGACCUCCUGGAAGGUGUAGUGCCUGUGGAGUUGGCCCUUUGCUUGCAAGGCAAUUCCUGUUGUACCGAUGGCCUCACCCCUGAAGUUGCGCGUCAUUUUGGCUGAUGACAACGCUGAAAUUCUUGUCUUGCCAUCUCGACCCAGUACAGUUGACGAACUAGUUUCAGAAAUUAAAACAAGAUUUGGGCUUGUGUACGACUUCAGACUUCAGUAUGAAGACCCAGAUUUUAAUGCAUUUUGCAACCUCGUCAGCAUUGAUAGCCUCCCAUCCAUUGCAACUGUCAAAGUGAUUCACGUCAUAGAAUUGAAUCUCAGCCCCGUAGACUUAGAUGUCAGCUCCAUCAGUACAGAUGACACCGUUAUUCUUUCCUCACCGGAGAGAAGCUGUAGGACUGAGGUCUGGCCAGAGUACUUCACUGUGCCAUCGUUUACCUAUGAGGUUGAAUAUAUUCUGAGUCAGGGCAAUACAGCCUAUGAGAAGGAAGCAAAGCCCCUGAAGCUAACUAAAGAUCAGAAACACAACAUAUUGGAGGCAAUGGCUAUAGAGAUGUAUAAAUAUGCUGGGUACCCAAGUGGCAAACAAAUUCGCCAAGCUGCUGAGGCUUUAGUGAAAAAGCAUCCGUGUCUGAAAGAGAAGACCGGAACAGGAUAUGAUGCCUGGAAAAACAGCCUUUUCUUUAAGAUGGGCAACUACCGUACGAAACUUAGCAGAGCAGGCCUGAAAGAGGUGUCAGUGAAUGCAGGAAAGCGUAGUCGACUUCACCCCACUGCUCCAUCAGCCCACUCUCAAAUCAAGCGCCCCAGACGGGGAGAGAUUAAUUACCUACCAAAUUAUCCCGCCGGUGAAAGCAAGGACAGCUUGGAGGCUCAAAGAAAUGAACUCCAUAGUGAGUUUCAGAAAGCUCCUGCCGAAAGAGAUGGACCACUCAUCUUCUUGCUCAUGCAGAGAACAUUCGCGUUGAGACGUGAGGAAAUAAUCAACAGUCCAAGGCCUAUUGCAGAGCUGAGGGAGCGGUGGCCUGCCCUCUUCUGUGAAGCCCAGCUUUACAAGGAGGUCCAUCGCAUCACGAACCAAAACCUCCCCUUCAACUUCUUCGCGGCACUGGACAAAUACACUCCACAGCUCCUGAACCUCUACAAAGAGAAGCAGACGGGAACCUUGGGCAAGAAAAUGGCUGCGCUUCUUUCUGAUUACAGUAAACAGGAUAAUGACAUCCAGGCAACCAGAACUGCUGUCCUGUUUGGCCUGGCCCUGUAUCUCAAAGAAGAUGCGUCGGAGAUUUUCAAGAGCUGCAAGGAAGUCGACUUCGAGGAAUCCCAAACAGGAGCCGUCACACUCCUUGCACUUACCGAAGACAAUCCAUCUGCAGUACCGUUCAACCCGCAGCACGUUACAGUCAUUCUGGAGGACCAGGUGGUUCUUUCACACAAAUAUUGGGUAGACGCACUUGUUCUUUUGUUUGGUCUGAUCUAUGCCCUGCACCUAGAGUACCCUGCAAAGCUUAAGGGUUUCUUUGAGUUUAUUCAGGUUGUCCUCCUGAACCUCGAUGAUGGAAGGCGUCAGAUUAAGCCAAAAUUGCUGUCACUCAAGAAUGAGUUAGAACUUGGUGUUUGAACAGGAUGAAUCUUUCAUCUAUCAGAUGCAGAACUUUCACUGUCGCUUAAAUAUUGGGCAGCCGCUAUUGUUCUUUUGUUUGGCCUGAUCUAUGCCCUGCACCUAGAAUAUUUGUUUGUUUAAAAAUUGUCAUCAGUAAACAGUGUUGUACAGGUCUAUCUACGGUACAAGUGGGUGCCCAAGAAAAAUGAUUUUUAUUGCCCUAAAGUUUCAUGAUUCAUUUUGCCUGAUGUUCCAACCCUGUUGUGAAAAUGAAAAUUAGGGAUGAAAAAGUUUGGGCUGGUAUACGUACAGUCAAUCCGGAAAGUAUUCACAGCGCUUCACUUUUUUCACAUUUUAUUAUCUUACAGCCU